Molecule: messenger RNA, 4962 nt
Organism: Homalodisca vitripennis (glassy-winged sharpshooter)
Lineage: Eukaryota; Metazoa; Arthropoda; Insecta; Hemiptera; Cicadellidae
Gene: Sos
Product: protein son of sevenless
Exons: 25
Coding region: 265-4236 (1323 amino acids)
Biological process (GO): positive regulation of GTPase activity; Ras protein signal transduction
Cellular component (GO): nucleosome; plasma membrane
Molecular function (GO): structural constituent of chromatin; guanyl-nucleotide exchange factor activity; DNA binding
Source: RefSeq, a predicted model, not a curated record
CAGCCGCUGCUUGUGUUAAGUUUGUUAAUGCGUACUGGGACAAGAUGUUAGUUAAUACGUCCCAUUACAAUAAACAAUUCAACUACUAUUUUGUUUAUUCACAUAAGAGGAAUUCAAGUGUUUUCCUUAGCAGGCAAUGUGAUGUUUUUAACACACUCUCUGAAGAUUUACUGUGAAAACUUAUAGUUUAUCAACAUGACGGCCAUUUUUUAAUAAUUAUUAUAAUGUUAAUAAUAAUUUCGUAUUGUUUUUAAUUGUUCAGCUAUGUUUUCUGCUCCAUCAACUUCAGAACAAAUUUACGAUUUUGAGAAGGAUGAAAAUGCAGCGAAAUGGAAAGGAAUAUUUGUCACCGCUUUGCGCAAGGUUUUGGAGCAAGUCCAUCCUUCUUUGUCAGCUCGUGAAGAGGCCCUGGAUUACGUGGAAAGUUUGAUAUUUCGCCUACUAGGCAUGCUGUGUGCUGCUCCGAAACCACACAGUAUCCAGGAUGUAGACGAGAGGGUUCGCAGGACAUUUCCCACACCCAUUGACCGAUGGGCCCUCAAAGAAGCAAAAGAGGCUGUGGAAAGAGGAAAGAAGAAAUCUCACUCACAACUCGUACUACCUGUCGAUAAAAUUCAUCCACUUUUGUGCAAGGAGGUGCUAAAUUACAAAGUAGAUUCCCAGGUCACCCUAUACAUCGUGGCUGUACUGGAGUAUAUAUCUGCCGAUAUCUUCAAGUUGGCUGGCAACUAUGUGAAGAACAUCCGUUUUGUUGAAAUCAAUUGUCAAGACAUCCGAGUGGCCAUGUGUGCUGAUAAGGCCCUGAUGGACAUGUUCUGCCAAGAUGACAAUGCCCUGAGCACAGCUCUGGCAGAGACUGAAUCAGCUGCUAAGGCACCUCGCACAUCACUGUCUUAUGAAGAAGUUGUCAAAGACCUCAUAUCAGAUGAGAAGCAGCAUCUUCGAGAUCUUCACAUGAUCAUAAAAGUUUUUCGGGAGGAAAUUGGCAGAUUGAUUCCUCCUGAUGAUAACAAGCUGGAUUCCAUGUUCUGCAACAUCACUGACAUCUAUGAACUGACAGUCACUCUCUUGGGGCUGGUGGAGGAUAUGUUGGAGAUGAGUGAGGAAAAGCAAGUUCCAACUAUAGGCAGCUGCUUUGAGGAACUAGCAGAGGCAGCAGAGUUUGACGUGUAUGGGAAAUAUGCUAAAGAUAUAGUCCAUUCGGGCUGUAGGGAAGCACUAUCCAGUCUCAUUGCCAAGCCUGAUGUAUCCAAUGCCCUACAGUCUGCUGGACACGGUUUCAGAGAAGCUGUAAAGUACUACCUACCCAAACUUCUCUUGGCCCCUGUCUGGCAUUGUUUCCUGUAUUUCGAGUACAUUAAGGACCUGUCAGAGUUAACACCUGUGGAUGAAGACAGAGAGAGCUUGGAACAGGUAGAAGGGCUCCUUCGACCUCUUCAAAUGGAUCUCAGCAAAACUAUGACCAAUGUUCCUAAGAGAGAAACUGUUAGAACUCCAGGUAGAGUGAGACGUCAGGCAGCGUUGGAGAAGACUAAUGAGCUACAACGCACCAUUGAGGGCUGGGAGACCAAGGAGCUCAGUCAAUGUUGUAAUGAGCUCAUCCGAGAAGAUUUCCUCUGCAAGCUUAGCUCUAAUGGCCGUCGUCUCACAGAGAGGAAGGUGUUCCUGUUUGAUGGUGUACUGGUACUGUGCAAACCUAACAACAAGCGAACAUCAGUCUCUGUGACUGCUCAGCUCAGCAGCUCCACCCCUGGCGAGUAUCGACUCAAGGAGAAGUUCUAUAUCCGUAAGAUUGAGAUCAUCGACAGAGAAGAUACUGAAGAAUUGAAACAUGCAUUUGAGAUAGCGCCAAGAGUCCAGCCAAAUGUGACCCUUGUAGCAAAGUCCACUGAAGAUAAAAAUAACUGGAUGGCUGAUCUGGUCAUGCUCAACACUAAAAGCAUGCUGGAGCGCACUCUAGAUAGUAUAUUGUUGGGUGAAGAGAAGAAACAUCCUCUGCUACUACCUCAACCAGAGAUAUACCGCUUCUCAACUGCAGACUCGAGCUCCAAUAUUGUCUUAGAAGAACGUGAAAAUGCAGGAGUUCCUCUUAUAAAGGGUGCUACUCUGUGUAAGCUCAUAGAGAGGCUUACAUAUCACAUCUAUGCUGAUCCUAUGUUCGUCCGUACAUUCCUCACCACUUAUCGCAGCUUCUGUUCUCCUCAGGAACUACUAUCUCUCUUGGUGGAAAGGUUCAACAUCCCAGAUCCAUCAUUAGUCUAUGAAGAACUGAAAGAUGCUGAGAAAACAUCUAAAAAUUCUCAAAGAGAAGAUUGGAAACGCUACAGAAAGGAAUACUGUCAACCUGUUCAGUUUAGGGUACUGAAUGUUUUGCGGCACUGGGUCGACCACCAUUACUAUGAUUUUGAAAGGGAUCCUUCUCUUUUGGAGAAAUUACAUUUAUUUUUGAACUCUGUGAAUGGGAAGUCAAUGAGGAAAUGGGUUGAUUCUGUGCACAAAAUAAUCCAAAGAAAGAAGGAACAGACUGAGCAACAGAGAGAAAUAACAUUUGCCUUUGACCGAUCUCCUCCCCCAAUUGAGUGGCACAUUCGAACCCCAGAAGAGGAUUGGAGCAUCUUGACACUCCAUCCUGUGGAGAUAGCCCGUCAGCUCACACUACUAGAGUUUGAUCUGUAUCGAGCCGUCAAACCUUCUGAACUGGUAGGCAGUGUAUGGACCAAGAGGGAGAAACAGCAGACUUCCCCCAACCUUCUUGCCAUGAUCAAACACACCACCAAUUUUACAUUGUGGUUAGAAAAAAAUAUUGUGGAGGCAGAAAACUUUGAGGAGAGAGUAGCAAUAGUGUCAAGAAUAAUUGAGAUCAUGAUUGUUCUCCAAGACCUGAACAACUUCAAUGGAGUUCUUGCCGUCAUCUCUGCCAUGGGCUCAGCAUCUGUUUACCGUCUCAAGUUUACAUUCCAGGCUAUUUCUGCAAGGCUGGAGAAGGCCUUGGAGGAUGCAAGAGAACUCAAUAAUGAUCAUUUUCGGAAGUAUCAAGAAAAGUUGAGGUCUAUCAAUCCACCCUGUGUACCAUUUUUUGGCAUGUAUCUGACCAACAUAUUACAUAUUGAAGAGGGAAAUUCUGAUUACCUCCCAUCCUCACCAGAACUUAUUAACUUCAGCAAGAGGAGAAAAGUUGCUGAGAUCACCGGUGAGAUACAGCAGUAUCAGAACCAACCAUAUUGUCUCAGUGUUGAGCCCAGAAUAAGGCAUUUUUUGGAAUCUUUAGCGCCAUUUGAAGGAAUGAAAGAAAAUGAAAUCAGUAAUUACCUGUACAACAAGUCACUUGAAGUGGAACCACGGAACUGCAAACAAGCUCCUAGAUUUCCUCGGAAGUGGCCUGAGCUCAACUUAAAGUCACCCGGAAUCAAAGUACGAACUCUGGCCAACAGAAGUCAUGUACCAAAUUUGACAACUAAUGUGACUCAGCCCCAUCUGGUUCCUCCCACCUCGUCACCACGCUUAUCAGAGUCUGGUGGAGGAGAAGACACUCCUCGCACCCCUCUCACUGCACCUCAUACCCCACCACCACCUCUGGCUGACUACAGUGUCUUUGCACCCAUACAGAUUGGAGCAGCUGGUCAAGGUGGCAAUACAAGUGGAAACCAAUCCCCUGGAGCCAUGUCUUGUGCCCCAAUCUCUCUGUCACAAGGAGUGUCAGUGAGUCCCAGUCCUUCUGUGCCUCCCACUCCUGCUCCCAUUCCAGUCCCUAUUCCGUCUCCAUCCCCCAUGCCUCCACCUCCUCUUCCUCCAAGAUCACGCAAGAGGGAAAGUUCCAUUUCUGACCUUCCAUCGACAUCACAACAAAUUACUAUGAGUAAUGUAUCUACUGCAUCAGCUCCAAUGUUACCACCUCGGGAUUUGUCACCGCCUCCACUGCCUCCUCGACCCUCUGUGAGACGGAGCUCGACGGUAGAACACCCAACACAACCCCUCAACAUCCUAGCGGCCCCCACUCAGGGUUACGCUAGGCACAUGUCCUUCAACGGUCCACAACCACAUCAUUCCAUGGGUGUGCUACCACAACACGCCAAGUCUAACAGUGUGCCGGUAUCAAUGACUCGUCACAACACGCUGAACCUCACUGCAAGAGUGACGGGACCGCCAGCCCUCCGGGCGGAAACAUCUACUCCUAAACUUCCACCUAAGCCCUUCAAGUCCAACGUCAUGUUCCAGUUCAAUACCAACCAGACAUAAGUCACCAUGUCAUGGUCGUCGGGUAUAACAAGAUAUCAUUCUAGUCAUGUUGGAGUAGAUUGUUAAGAAACCUAGUCAUAAACCCACACCUUGCUCCUUUUGCCGAUUCCUACUCCCGAUGGCGUCCCAUGUUUGUUGCUGUUGCACUCUUUUCUUUGGUUACUUUCAAUGUUGGUUUCAGACCAAGGUACAAAUUUUGUUGGCUUUAAUUUAAUGUACAAUGUUUUAUGUAUAACUCAAAAUUUUUUUAAUUUUUUGUUUGUUAAAAUCUGUUUUUCUAAUUUGUGAAUUAUACAUAUAAAUUAAACUUUAUUAAUUGAUAUACACAUACAUCAUUUAUUUAGUUAACAAUAUAAGCACGAAUAAUAAAUAAUAAUAUAUAUUUUUGUUUUUAAAUUUAUCUAAAGUUUUGUUACAGUUGAUAAAAAGUUUUAAAUAUUGCAUGGGACUUUUUUUAUUGCAUGUGAACUUAUGUGGACUUGCGACUGCUGUCAGUGCUUUCAGAUUAAUCUUGGCGUAUUUAAUUUUAAGAUGUUUGUUUAAAUUGAAGAUUUAUUUUACGCAAUUUAGUGUGUAUCUGUUUAAAAAAUUGAACACUGAAGUAUUGUAGCGUGAUCAAUGUUACAUUGUGUUGUUAAGCAUUCUUUAUGUCUUUGCCUUUUCACAUACUGUUGGUACUGCAGAUUAAGAUCCUAUGUGAAAAGUAAAGGUUACCUUAGAUUUGGA